GCACCGGAGGGGCAGAAUGAGCUUCCUCCCCCUCCCUGGCUGAGUGUGGGCGGUGUGGGAGUCUCUGAAGGGGAGGGGAGCCUCCGUGAGCCUCAGACCGCUGCUGGAAACACCGAGAGCCUCCUGCUCCUCCAGCCCGGAGCUCCGCGCGCUCUGACGAACCCUGCUGGACCCCCCGCUUCCCCUCCACCCACUGGGCCUGAUGUGGUAGAAUAACGCCUCUUUUUCACUGAGCUGACGCCCUUCUCCACCAGACCCCCCCUGGCUGUAAUCCCCCGGGCGGCGGCGGGCCUUCAGGGCGGCUGCACAUGCCGCCUUUUGUCUGCGGCGCUGUUGUUGGCCUGGAGGCCAUGAGGGAGAGCAGACGGCAGCAUAAAGAGCUGACAGCAGGAGAAUGAGCUUCCCAGGCCGGAGGAUGGGGGGAGGAACCACGUGACGCCGCCAUCAUCACACCCCCGAGACCAGAACCGGACCGCCGGUCCAACUGGGACGAGUCGCAACAGAAACUGUUUCCUGCUGCUGGUCGGACGUUUAGCAGCCGGCUGCCUAAAGUGCCUUUUUUCUGAGAUUUUUUGUUUGUUUUGGAACUCAUUUUUGACCCCACUGCUGUCGCCAUGGUUACACUACAGUCCAAAUGGCGCUUCCUGUUCAUGUUCCUGGGCAUCCAGCUGGUGGUCAUGGCACUGCUUUCCCGGGAGGGAUACCAGAAACGGGUCAGCUACUUUAUCCGGAUCUUCCGUAAGGGCGACGCCACAGGACCGCCGCUCCAGAACCGCACGGGCGGCGCCUUGGGUGGCGGGGACGUCUACGCCAACCUGUCGCACCCGUCCAGAGGACAUAGCCAUGGAGACGAAAUGCCUUACUGUCCAAAGACGUCCCCCCUGAUAGGCGGGCCGAUCCACGUCAGCUUCCUGUCUGGACUCACUCUGGCCGAGGUUCAGAGGAAAAACCCCCUGGUGGUACGAGGGGGGCGCUACAGGCCGCCGGAAUGCGAGGCCCGACACAAGACGGCCAUCAUCAUCCCCCACCGCAACCGAGAGCAUCACCUGAAGUUCCUGCUCUACUACCUGCAUCCGUUCCUGCAGCGCCAGCAGCUCAGCUACGGGAUCUACGUCAUCCACCAGGCGGGAAACUACACCUUUAACCGCGCCAAGCUGAUGAACGUCGGUUUCCGGGAGGCGAUGAGGGAGGAGGACUGGGACUGCCUGUUCUUCCACGACGUCGACCUCAUCCCCGAGGACGACCGCAACCUCUACGUCUGCGACGACAACCCCAAGCACGCCGCCAUCGCCAUGGACAAGUUUGGCUACAAGCUUCCGUACAAGAUGUACUUCGGAGGAGUGUCCGCUCUGUCGCCGCUGCACUACCUGAAGAUGAACGGCUUCCCCAACAACUACUGGGGCUGGGGUGGCGAGGACGAUGACAUCGGAGUCAGAGUGUCUCUGGCCGGGAUGUACAUCAGCCGUCCGUCUCUGAAGGUUGGCCGCUACAAGAUGAUCAAACACAAGCUGGACAAAGGCAACGACAUCAACCCAAAGAGAUUCAACAUGUUGGCAAAAACCCGUCAGACCUGGAAGAUGGACGGCAUGAACACGAUGGAGUACGAGAUCGUCUCCAGGGACUACCUGCCCCUCUACACCAACAUCACCGUCAACAUCGGGACAGAGUCCGGCCUGCGCUCGCCUGCGCAGCCACGCAAGCCUGCAGAGAAGCCUGCAGAGAAGCCUGCAGAGAAGCUUGCAGAGAAGCUUGCAGAGAAGCCUGCAGAGAAGCCUGCAGAGAAGCCUGCAGGAAACUCCUCAACCAAACUCCAGAACAAACCAGCAGCUGUGAAAUAAUCCUGUGAUCUGUGCAGAUGGGCGAUCAGCUGCUUCAGGCUGAGGACGAUUGGUUUCAGCUAAAAUGAAGCGAUGGCUCCCCCUUGUGGCUCCUUUAAUCCUUCAUAUCUUAUCGACGUUCCACAGGAGCUACAGGAGGAGCUGAGUUGGACUCUGUGAGUUUGUGUGUAAGGCGCUGUAGCCGCUGUAUAAACCAUGAGGCCUUAGAAUCGUGUA
This is a messenger RNA of Cyprinodon tularosa, 2054 nucleotides long. Its product is annotated as beta-1,4-galactosyltransferase 3. The transcript is spliced from 7 exons. Gene Ontology annotation, molecular function: glycosyltransferase activity. Lineage: Eukaryota; Metazoa; Chordata; Actinopteri; Cyprinodontiformes; Cyprinodontidae. Bases 615 to 1838 code for a protein of 407 amino acids. The record is from RefSeq and is a predicted model, not a curated record. Gene Ontology annotation, biological process: carbohydrate metabolic process.